Messenger RNA from Colletotrichum higginsianum IMI 349063, 4701 nucleotides. RefSeq names its product Translation initiation factor 4F. Bases 1 to 4701 code for a protein of 1566 amino acids. NCBI's taxonomy places the organism in Eukaryota, Fungi, Ascomycota, Sordariomycetes, Glomerellales, Glomerellaceae. Gene Ontology annotation, cellular component: eukaryotic translation initiation factor 4F complex. The record is from RefSeq and is a predicted model, not a curated record. The transcript has 4 exons. Gene Ontology annotation, molecular function: protein binding; mRNA binding; translation initiation factor activity.
AUGACUUCGACUGCCAACCCUCAGUCCAACCCGGCACCCAACACCUCCGCUGCGACUUCGGCUCCCUCAUAUGCUUCCGCUGCCGGUGCGACCAAGAAGCAAGCCUCCACGCCGCUGAUUGCGACGGGAUCCAACCCACCUGUGGUGGUCGGUGGCUCCUCUGCGCAAAAUGCAAAGCCGUCUGCUCCGUCACCAGUAAAUGGACGUCCUCCCAUCACACCUGCUGUGCCCGCUGCCCCAGCAGUCGCUCACGGCUCUUCCAACAACAACAUGAACGGGAACGCGCCCGAUCACGCCCGCAAGAGCUCCGUCACUCUUAGCGCCAACGGCCCCAACAGCUUCGCUCCCAACGGCGGCCCUGUCGGAGGCUCCAAGCCUGGCAUUCAGUUCGGCUACAACUCUCCCGCCGUCGCCCACAGCACCCCUCAAGCAACGGCUGCUCCUAUCCCCAUCCCCGGAUCCAACAAUCAGCGUGUGCCCUCUCCCGCGCAUUCUCCCUCUCCUAUCCCCCAACCUUCUGCUAGCGGUGGGCGCCCUCCUUCGGGCAUGGCUCCAUCCAACGCCAUGACCUUUGGAAGUCUUGGAAGCGAUGGCGAUCGCCACAUGAGACAAGCCUCUACUCCUCAGACCCAAACCGCGCAGCCCGCGCAGCCUGGCUCGCAUAUUCGUCGGGAAUCCGGUGUUUCCCAGCACAGUGACGCUACUGGUCCCAACCAGGGUCCCAACCGUCAGGGUUUCCAGCCUCAGGGCGGCCGUGGCCGUGGCUUCAACCCUCACCAGCCUCCCUACAACGCCAACAUGGGCUUCCCCCCCAACCAGCAAUACCGCAAUGGUCAGGGCCGCGGCGGCAUGCCGCCUGCCUUCCACCCCGGAAGACCGAUGCAACCCUACCCCAACUCGCCCCAGCCGGCCCGAAGCCCUGCCCUGGCCCAGUCCCAGCCAGGAACCCCGAACAUGCCUCCGGCGCAGAUGCACCCGAUGCCCAUGGCUACUCCUCCUCAGUACCAUUACCCGCCUCCCAACAUGGCGCAACAACAAGUACAUACCCCUUCCCUUCAAGAUGCUUUCAUUCCGUCGACCUUGGCUCCUUCGUUCGUUCCGUCCGUCAAGUGCAAAAAGAAGAAGGGCCAGUAUCAGACCUGGGAGAAGUUUCCCCACAGCAAGUCGCGAUACACGGAUUCUUCCCAUGACAUGUCUUACGACAAUACGAAGCCUCGACGCUAUAGCAAGCACGGAGACCAUCUCUGGACCGCCCCUGGCCGGCCGAGUCCGAGAUACCAUCCUGACUUGGGCGAACACAACUUCGCCGAGCGUGGCUUUGUGUCAUCGAACGAGACACCAGCUCUCCCUCUUCCUUCAGUUCCUUCAAUUGACCUUUCUCCCGAAAGCGGUAAUUAUGAGAGAUUGCUAACAAACACAAAGCAGCAGUACGGUUACCCUCCCCAACCGACUCAGUACGAUCAGUUCGGUCGCCCCAUGUACUACAACCAGAUGGGAUACAUGCCUUCCCCUCCUGGUGGCCCUCCCACCUUCCAGCCCGGCUUCGUGCCCCCCCCUUACCACCAGCCUGCGCCGACCGCCAUGUCGCGCACCUCGUCUCACUCUGAGCGACCCUCCUCCAGCACUGGACAGCCGAGCCAACCCGUCGUUGUCUCCGGUACCCCCCAGUCUCAGAAUGCCCAAGUCAAGACCCCCGUUGUGGCUUCGUCAUCUGGCAACUUCGUCCGCCCUAAGAAGAGCGCUGCCAUCGUCAUCAAGAACGCUGCCGGUGAGGCUGUCGACUUCAAGAGCAUCAAGACCCCUUCUUCGCCCGCUCCUAGCAUUCAGCAGUCCAAGACUCCUCCGAUUGUGACCUCGACCCCAACUCCUCCUCCCAAGUCAGCCACCCCCUCCCACGUCCGCGCCGACAGCCAGGCAACUCCCAAGACUCGUCAAGAGAUCCAGGAUGAGUUGAGGGCCAAGAUUCAACAGGCCAAGGGCGGUGAGGAUAAGGCGAAGGAAGAGGCGGAGGCCAAGGCCAAGGCUGCCGAAGACGAGAAGAAGGCUGCCGAAGCCAAGGCCCAGGCCGAGGCUGAGGAGAAGGCCAAGGAAGAGGCCCGCAAGGCUGAAGAGGAGGCCGAGAUCAAACGCAAGGCCGAGGAAGAAGAGAAGGCGGCUAAGGCCAAGGCGGCCGAGGAAGAGAAGGCGGCGGCCGAGGCAAAGGCCAAGGCAGAAGCCGAGAAGCCUGUUGAGAAGGCGGCCGAGAAGCCUGUUGAGCCCGCUGCCGACGAGGAGGAUGAAGUGGAGCGCAUGAUCCGCGAAAUGGAAGAGGAGGAUGCCCGUCGCGAGAAGGAGGCCGCCGAGUACAAUGCUAAGAAGAAGGCCGAGAAGGAGGCACAGAAGAAGGCUGAUGAAGCCAACAAGGCCACCAAUGCCGCCGAGGCAGACCGCAAACUCCGCGAGGCCGAGCGCGAGAUGGAGCGUCUCGAGGAGGAGAAGGAGAGGAAGCGUGCCGAGGCUGCUGGUGCCUCUGUCGCCGAGCUUCUCGCGAAAACCAAGGCUGGCGACAGUGAGCCUGCCCAGGUUGGCGAUGUUGCCGACAAGCUUUCCAGUCUCAGCAUUGGCGAUCCAAAGGCCUCAACUCCUACCGAGGCUUCUGCGCCCAAAGCUACCCCCACCGAGAAGCGCGGCUCCAAGCCGUCUCCUUUGAACCUGGCACCCCUCAACACCAAGCCCGUGGAGGCACCUCAGCCCAGCGCUGCUCUUCAGUCCUUGAAGUCUGCUCGCUUCUUGACUGUCAUGAACCAGGAUCUUUAUCCCUCUGGCAUCAGCUCUCCUAAUCCGGCCCUGAACGCUGCGGUCGCCAAGAAGGGCAAGACUUUCAAGUACGACGCUCAGUUCUUGCUGCAGUUCCAGAAGGUCUUCACUGAGCAACCUUCCACCGAGUUCCACCAGCAGGUCAAGUCGCUGAUUGGCGAUAACGAUGGCUCUCGCUCUGCGUCCACUCCUCGCGCCGGUUCCGGCCGCGGCGGAUCCCAGCGCGGCGCUGCUGCCACGACCGCAAACUCCACCAUGGGUGGUUUCAGAGCCCCUUCCAACAACGUCCGAGGCACUACUUCUGCCGAGCGGUUUGCCAUGGCCAACGCUGCUAUGGGCUCCGGAGGUGGCCCUGUCGGCAACAUGGGCACUUUCCGUUCGUUCCCCGGCCCCCAGAUGGUGCGCACGCCCUCUUCUUCCAACAUGGGACCCAACUCUCCCAGAACCCGUUCCGCCAGAGGAGGUGGUGGUAGCAGACGCAACGACUACAACGCCAAGGAUGCGCAGGCGGCCAAGACGAUGCCUCUCACUGCGGGUAUGGAGCUCAAGCCUAUCACGGUCUCCGCUACUGGCUGGAAGCCGACCAGCAUUGGCAAGCCCAGCGCCUCUGGCCCUACUCCUGGCGCCGAUCACAUGGACCCCGAAAUGGUCCAGCGUAAGGUCAAGGCUGCUCUCAACAAGAUGACCCCGGAGAAGUUCGACAAGAUUGCCGACCAGAUCCUCACCAUUGCCGGCCAGUCCAAGGACGAGUCCGACGGUCGCACCCUCCGCCAGGUUAUCCAGCUCACCUUUGAGAAGGCUACCGACGAGGCUCACUGGGCGUCCAUGUAUGCCAAGUUCUGCAAGCGUAUGCUUGACACCAUGAGCCCCGAGAUCCGCGACGAGAACAUCAAGGACAAGAACGGCGUUGUCGUUAGCGGCGGUGCCUUGUUCCGCAAGUACCUGCUCAACCGUUGCCAGGAAGAAUUCGAGCGUGGCUGGAAGGUCAACCUGCCCACCAAGCCCGAAGAGGUUGACGAAGGCAAGCCUCAGUCAUCGGAGGCUGCCAUGCUUUCUGACGAGUACUAUAUCGCCGCUGCUGCCAAGCGUCGUGGACUCGGUCUCGUUCAGUUCAUUGGUGAACUGUACAAACUUGGCAUGCUCACGGAGCGCAUCAUGCAUGAGUGUGUCCGCAAACUUGUCGACUACGAGGGCAUUCCCGACGAGGCUGAGAUAGAGUCUUUGUCCAAGCUGCUGAGAACCAUCGGUAGCAACCUCGACGCCUCAGACAAGGGUAAGGCCUUGAUGAACGUCUACUUCGACCGCAUUCAGCACAUGAUGGACAUGCCCGAGCUUGCGAGCAGAUUGAAGUUCAUGCUUUUGGACGUUAUCGACCUCCGCAAGGGUGGCUGGGCUUCCAAGGAAGCCAACAAGGGCCCCAAGACCCUUGACGAGAUCCGCGCAGAGGCCGAGGCAGCUGCUCUGCAAAAAGCACAGGAGAACCAGCGCGGCGGCAGCCAGCGCGGUCCCGGCGGUCGCCCCAACAUGGGCCGUGGCGACUCUCGCAACUUUUCGUCCGGCUACAUGCAGGCUCAGUCCAACCAGGUCGGUAUGGACGACCUGCGGCGCCUGAAGGGCUCCACCAACAGAGCUGCCAGCGGCAACAUCUCCCUUGGCCCCACCUCCAUGUUCAGCUCGCGUAGCAACAGCGGUCGCAGACUCGGACCUGGCGGCUCCCUCGGCCGACCUGGCGAGGAUUCGGGUGCUUCAUCUCGCACCGGAACGCCGCCCACUACGCAACACACCAACGCCUUCAGCGCACUCGCCAACUUGGAUAGCGAAAACCCGGCCUCUCCCCCUUCGACUGCUGCGUCUCCUGCACUGUCCAAGGCUGUUCCUGACAGCACUGCUGCCGAGAGCAAAUGA